AUGAUCCGCCACUACACAGUGCAGAGGUUAUUCGGAGGUGUCCGCGAGGACCAGGCAGCAGAGGAACAAAGGGUGAAAGAUAGAAAGAUGCCAGCAGGCUAUCAUCAGCAUUGUGACAAGUGUCACAGUGUUAACUGUCAAGUCCCGGUACAGAUACCCAUUUCAUGCAUGCUCAUUAAGUGUCGCAAAAACUGUGGCGCCGUCUUCCACAUGUGCAAGCAAGAGGAGCACCAGCUGCUUUGUUCUCAUGAGGUCGUCCCUUGUCUCAAUGCUGACUAUGGCUGCCCUCUAACGAUGCGGCGUCACAGACUGGCCAAACACCUGGACGUCUGUCCCGCCAGUGUGGUCUGCUGCUCUUGGGAGUGGAACCGUUGGCCCGCUCCUGAAACCGACGUCAACUUCUACAAAAAUAUUUCUGAAAACCUGCAGUUAAACGGGGAAGUAGACCUGGAUGUUGCUUUGGCUCUCAGGGAUCAAGACCUGCUCUUUCAAUCCAUCAAAAUGACGACUCUUUUUCCUGAGAUGAUGGAGGAGGAGCCUUCCCCUCACAAUAUUCCUGCUGGGGUAGACAGUCCAAUGAUGGAGCCACCCACUUCUUCAAAUUGUGGUCAGUUUACAAAUGGCUGUGCAGAGAUCGAGGACAAAGAACUGAGUCAAGAGGAAAUAGAUGCGUUGGUAAAAAACAAAGAUGUGGAAAGUAUUCAAAAUUACAGCUCCUGGGAAAAAAUAUUCGAGAAGGAGAUGAGUGGAUGCAAACAAACUGUCAAAAACAUGACGAAAGACGAAAAAGGAAAACAGGAAGAGCAAGAAGCAUCAAACAGUCAAGCGCAUCCAAGAGGUGCAAAUGGUGUUAGUAGGAGCGUGGAGGGUGCCACUGGCCUCGCGCCAUGGCAGGAUGGGGUCCUUGAAAGGUUGAGCAAAGAAGCUAACAUUGGAGACUACAAUAUGUACCUGCGGCACAACGGAGCAAUGCUGAUCAACUUUGGCCAGCUCGCUGCCUGCACACCCAGGGAAAAGGAUUUUGUCUAUGGAAACUUGGAGCCAAUUGAGGUUCAGACUGUCUGCACCUUCAAUGUUCCCACGAGCUAUCGAGCGAAGCGCAAUCACCUGAAGGACCCUUCGCGCAAGGCCGUGACCGCACACCGGAGUGUGGACACGGCAGAUUUGGGACUGUCGGUUGAGGAUCUCCUAGAUUCUGAAGAGAUCGGCUCAACACUGUUAUGCUCACUGGAAAAGGAAGUGAGAGGGCAUUCGAUCUCGGAGAGCAACCCGAUCGAUGGUCAUUAUGUGGAUGUAGGAACACAAACGUACAACUUUCCCUCUGCUCCAUUCAAAGCAGAUGCAUGCCUCGCUGACAUCACUGCGGGGAAACCUCGUGGCCUUCAUGUACAAGUUGAAGCCGAGUCUGUCACCAGAAGACAUAACAAAACAAGCUCAGCCUUCAGCUACAUGUGUGGCCACUUCUUCCGCCGUGAUGAGUACUGCUCUCACUUCAGGAAUGCACACUGUGACAUCCAGGCUUCUCUAAGUGGCUGGUUCCAGCAGCGCUGCCCCUUAGCAUACCAGGGCUGUACUUUCACCCAGAUGAGGUUUCACCCUGCAGGUCAAGAAGGGACAAUAAAAUUCUGCCGAGAUGUCAACGCCUUCGUGCUGCAGCCACAUGUCCCUUCAUCCCUCUGUGAAUGUGGGAAAAGCUACGAUGCGCUGAGCAGGUUGCCCCUGGAGAUCCUCCAGCAUAUAGCUGCUUACCUUGACAGUUUCACGCUGUCUCAGCUGUCCCAGGUGUCCCACCUGAUGAGAGAGGUGUGCGCAUCGCUGCUGCAGGACAGAGGAAUGGUCUCUCUGGAGUGGAAGAAAAAGGAAUAUUCUCAUGGGGGAAGUUCCUGGAAAUGUCAAAAAAAAGUUUGGACGUUCAGCCCUGCCUUUUCUCCUGUGGACCGCUGGAGCUUCAGUGACGCUCCUUCCAUGUCAGAUCACCUGAAAACCUGCUCGUUCUACCAGAAAGAGGGCGGCAGGGAGCCGGUGCCUUUGCCCUGCUUGGGGGAGAUCAGAGAAAAACACAGAAAAAAGUCGAGCACGGAUGAAUGAAGUCUCUGCAUGUGCUCUGUGCAGCUGCCACAUAAUUUAAUCACAUCAUAUACAGUACAGAGCAAAAGUUUGGACACGCUUCCCCAUUUGUUUGAAUGAGAAGGUGUGUCCAAACUUUUGGUCUGUACUGUAUAACUAAAAUGUUUCACACUGUCAUAAAAAAGUCACAAGAAUUUGAUUGUUUUUGUCCACAAAUCUAUUACUUCUCUUGUUAUUUGUAGUAAUGCAUCAAUAAAAAUAUGACCACCUUA
Molecule: messenger RNA, 2339 nt
Organism: Cololabis saira (Pacific saury)
Lineage: Eukaryota; Metazoa; Chordata; Actinopteri; Beloniformes; Belonidae
Product: F-box only protein 40
Exons: 4
Coding region: 1-2088 (695 amino acids)
Cellular component (GO): cytoplasm
Molecular function (GO): ubiquitin protein ligase activity; zinc ion binding; protein binding
Source: RefSeq, a predicted model, not a curated record